GGACGGUACUCGGUAGUUGUCAGGUGGUUGUCAGUUGGUUAUUAGUUUGUGGAGUGAUAUUUUGUGUUUGCAAGCAGAAAAUAUAAUUAAUUUACAAGUCCCAAAACUAUGAGCAUCGCAACAUAACGUACCUACCAGGAUGGCAGAAAAGACAGAAGUUCGUUUUGAAGAAGCAGAGAAACGCAAGGGGUUAAUUCUCAUACUGAUCACUAUCGUAGGCUGCGUGAUAUCUUGGGCGGUUCGACUUUAUCCACUUGUAUUGGCCGUGGUCGCGAUAUUGACAGUUUACUUACUGAGCGGAGACCGCUAUCAAUGGAUUUAUAUAUGGAGGAAGACACUUUACCGGGAUCUAUUAGGUCUCCGUGUUCUCCUAGCCACGAUGUUCAGGAUCUGGGUAUGGGAGAAAUGCGGCACAACGGUGGUCAGCCGUUGGGAAAAGGUGGCCAAGAUGUCGCCCAAUAAGAAAGCUUUUGUUAUGGACGAUCGGGCUAUUACUUUCCGUGAGGGUAACGAACUAAGCAACCGCAUAGCCUGGUACUUCAAGCGCCAAGGCUUCAAGCGGGGGGAGGUUAUAGCCCUUUUCAUGGAAACCCAACCAGAAUAUGUCUUCCUCUGGCUUGGGUUGGCAAAGCUAAGAGUUACUACAGCAUUGGUGAAUACGAAUUUAAGAGGAGCCCAGUUGAUUUACUGUUUAAGGAUCGCUGGGUGUAAAGCAGUCGUGUUUGGGGAUGAAAUGGCUGAUGCUAUAAAAUCGAUCCAGCAUGAAAUACCAGACAUACCUCUAUUCCAAUUUAAUUCCCCGGAUAGAGAAAAUGCUCCCAUUGUUCAAGACACCAUACCGUUAUCUUCAGAACUCACAGAAAUGUCCAUAGAAACUUAUGUAGACCCUGAACCAGCUAAACCUAGGGAUACUCUGCUGUAUAUUUAUACAAGUGGAACUACUGGGUUUCCCAAGGCAGCGAUAAUCACGAACAUAAGAUACCUCCUAAUUCCACUAGGAGUACAUAACUCCGCAUGGCUCUCGUCUUCCGAAGUGAUAUACGAUCCAUUGCCCUUACACCACACAGCUGGUGGAGUACUAGGAGCUGGCCAAUGUAUCGUAUUGGGAUGUACUGUUGCUUUAAGAAAGAAGUUUUCCGCUAGUAAUUAUUGGCGGGAUAUUGUGAAGCAUAAGUGUACGGCUGCCCAAUACAUAGGAGAAAUCUGUAGAUAUCUCCUAGCAGUACCGCCAGGGCCUGAUGAUAAGGCUCAUAAGGUAAAAGUGAUAUUUGGCAAUGGCCUCCGUCCACAGAUCUGGGAGGAAUUCGUUAAGAGGUUCAAUAUUGAGAGGGUCCUGGAGUUCUAUGGAGCUACGGAGGGGAAUAGUAAUUUGGUGAAUUUAGACUCCAAAGUAGGUGCCAUUGGGUUUCUCAGCCGUAUGGUGUCAUCGAUCUACCCUCUAACAUUGGUCAAAUGUGAUGAAAUAACAGGUGAAAUUCUUAGAGAUGCAAAUGGUAGAUGCAUUACUUGUGGCCCGCAUGAACCUGGGCUACUAUUAGGCAAAAUAGAUGCCAAAAAGGCGAUUCUUACGUUCGCGGGAUACGCAGAUAAAACGGCUUCGGAAAAGAAAAUGGUCCGCGACGUUAGAGUGCCAGGGGACUGUUAUUUCAACACAGGGGACAUACUGGUCAUGGACCAUUAUGGCUAUUUCUAUUUUAAAGACAGGACUGGUGAUACGUUUAGAUGGCGCGGCGAAAAUGUGUCCACUGCAGAAGUUGAAGGUGUUAUCAGUAACCUGAUCGGCUUGAAGGAUGCUGUUGUGUAUGGAGUUGCUAUACCAAACGUAGAAGGCAGAGCGGGCAUGGCAGCCAUCGCUGAUCCAGAAAGGAAAUUAGACUUUGAGUCUUUAGCAAUAGGGUUGAAAACAUCUCUCCCUGUAUACGCAAGACCAUUAUUCAUUAGAAUUCUUCCUGAACCACCUUUAACAGCUACUUUUAAAUUAAAAAAGAAGGAAUUAGUUGAACAAGGCUUUAAUAGAAAUAUCUUCAAUGAUCCCUUGUACUUUUUGGAUCAGAAAACGGGAAAAUACGUGCCGUUAACACAGAAACUAUAUGAUGAUAUAGUUCAAGGGAAUAUUAGGCUGUGAUUUCAUAGAUAUUUCUAGAUGAAAAGUAAAAAAAAGUUCGGUCGUUGGUUAAAAGUUAAAACAAAGAUUGCAUGGAUACGAAAAAAGUAGCACACGUGUCAAAAGUGAAACUUCUUCAUUCAAAGAUACCAAAAUCGUCGCCUUACUCCAUGACGUGACGGUAUUGCCAUGACGCGAUCUUAAAAUAUUACUCUCAAAGAAGUUUCAAAAUUCACGAACUAUUUUUCUGUGUAAUUGAAUAUUCCUAAGUUUAGAAAAUUGUUAAUCAAAGCUUUAGAAAAAAUAGUGUAGUAAAAUUAUUUUGUUAAGUUUUUGUUUAUCAGGGGACUGACAUUAUACUGCUGGUCAGUUUAGCGAUAGAGAGAGAUAGAAAGAGCUUUCAUAGCUCUGUCCCUGUCACUCAAGUAAUAAUUACUAUAUUUAUUUGUUGUUGUAUCAACUCUUUUUAUUUCCUUCCUUUUUUUAAUCUAAAUUUGAUUUUAAUUUGAAUUCAUUGAGUAUUAUUACUACGUAUAGAGAGGAGACCACGAACAAAAUUUGUGCGACA
Colias croceus (clouded yellow) is the source of this 2672-nucleotide messenger RNA. RefSeq names its product long-chain fatty acid transport protein 1 (gene Fatp3). Gene Ontology annotation, biological process: triglyceride homeostasis. Gene Ontology annotation, molecular function: long-chain fatty acid transmembrane transporter activity; long-chain fatty acid-CoA ligase activity. The record is from RefSeq and is a predicted model, not a curated record. Bases 140 to 2125 code for a protein of 661 amino acids. Gene Ontology annotation, cellular component: endoplasmic reticulum. The transcript has 12 exons. NCBI's taxonomy places the organism in Eukaryota, Metazoa, Arthropoda, Insecta, Lepidoptera, Pieridae.